GCAGGAAGCGUCCCCGGGAGCUGAGCCGCCCGUCCCGCAGGGCCGUAGGAGCGGGGACAGCGCUGCCUCCAGGCCGACGCUCCCCGGGAUCAGCGGGAGUUGUGGGGACGGGAGAGGGGCCGAGGGGAGCAGGGUGUCCCCCUCGUUCUCGCACUGGGUCUGCGGAUGUCCCGCGGGGGCCGGGCCGGCGGCUCUGUGGGACCUCGCCGGAGCGUCGCCGCUGGAGCCUCUCGGCAGUGACGGCGCUCGAAGCCCCACGUCUCCUGCCGCUGCCCCAGCUGCGCUCCGGAGAGUCGGCGCUCACCAGGGAAGCAAUGUUCUAAGAAUGUCAUCACGUAUCCAAAUAAAACCAAAGACUGCAGCACAGAAAAGCAAGACAUCCUCUCCUUUACCAUGUUCUCCAGAACCUGCUAUUAAACCACAGCCAAAGCCUAGUGACAAGCUGAAUCCUAAAACUAUCGAUCCGUUUGGUGCUUAUUCUCGACCAACAUCUGCAUUUGCUGCUACAUAUGCUAAAGGAGGCAUUCCGUGCAGGUUAGUGCAUGGGUCAGUAAAGCACAAACUGCAAUGGGAAUGCCUUCCUGAAACUGUUCCCUUUGAUCCUCUCCUUGUAACAUUGGCAGAGGGACUAAGAGAGACAAAACAUCCCUAUACAUUUGUUUCAAAGGAGGGCUUUAGAGAAUUACUUCUGGUUGAAGGUGCUACUGAAAAAGCAAUUCCCUUGUUGCCUCGUCUAGUUCCAGUCUUAAAGGCUACACUGGCCCAUGCGGAUGAUGAAGUAUUUGGAAGGGGAUUGGAUGCUUUAGUUCAGCUGAGUGCUGUUGUUGGCCCAUCUCUUAAUGAUCAUCUUAAACAUCUACUCACAAAUCUUUCAAGGAGAUUAAUGGACAAGAAAUUUAGAGAAAAAGUUACUGUUACUUUACAAAAGUUGGAGCAAUAUGGUGGAAAGCCAACUGUGGCUAUCAUCAAAUCGAAAAUUCCAACCUAUUGUUCUAUCUCCCCUUGAACAAGAAAUCUAUAGUGAUUUGUACUGUAAGGUGAAGUUUGGAAAGAAGCUGCCUUUGAACAUCACUGACACUUAUUUGGGGUAUGACAUAUUCUCUUAAAACAAUCACAAUUCUUCACUAUGAUGGAGAGUGGGAGUCUUAUCAGUUUGAGAAUAUGUAAUUACAGAAGACUUCUCUCUAUAUUUGCAUAUGCCUUGUGCUUAUGAUGACAUUGAUUAACCUGCUGUUAUUUCAAAAGCAGAGUAAAUAUUGAUUCUUAUUUUGUUGUAAACUACAAUUUCAUUUAAAAUAUCUGCAGUGCUUAAUAUGUUUUGUAUAUUUGUGUGAUGCAAAAUAAUUUGGCAGUAAUUACUUAAAUAGUAACCAACUUGGUGUUAAAUGACAUAUUUAUACCUGCUUUUGAAACAUAUGACUUAUUUUGUGACAGGCACAGAUGGAUGCAUUUCGGUUCAUUGGGACUAGGUUAGACAUAGAACUCUGAGCACUCAUAGACUUCUUCAGAGUCAGCUUUUCAAGGUGUGAAGUUGAACACACCAAACAAGGAGCAUAUGGUGCAAAGCUGAACUUGCUCAGUGCAUUCUCAGCACAUUGUUUUGAAAUGCUGGGAAGGCUCGGAGAAUACAGUGCAAAGGUAUCAGGUUGCUCCACAGAUCCACAGCCUAGGGUUUGCUCAGCUAAUUAGUUCCAGUUAGCUUUGGGCCUGCUGAAUGGGAGCUGGAUGUAGGAGGCAACUUUGGAGUAUUUACACCGUGCUCCCUCUGCACCGAGUUCAGGAAUGUCACAGAUAUGCUUGGCACUAGCUUGUGAAUUCCAGUCUAGACAAGUUAAUAAACUUCUGAACAUGGAAGCUAUAAAAAAAUAGGAGUUGAAAACAACAAAAGCAUUUCAGACACCAGCUUACCUCUCUGUCAAGCCUUCUACGUUGCAGCAUUUGCUCAUGAUCGUAUUUGAACUUGACUGCAAAAUAAUUCCAUAAUGUUGGAAGGGAGGGGUAUUUUUGUCAUCAGAAGAUACUGAUGCGUGGAGUAUUAAAAAGUCUGUCACAUGAAAGCAAUUUCAUCUUUUUUUUGAAAAUUACUACUGCUUGACUAAGUUAAAUUUACCUCAGGACUGUGGUAUGAUUGCUGCUGAGAUAAGAACUGUGCUAAGUCAAGAUAAAUAUAUUUAGACUUUUUUUUUUUUUUAAUUGUAUUUCUUCAGUUAACAAUUUUGCCAACAAGUAUUUAACAACUCAAAAAAACUGAUCAUGGUCCUUUUUUUUCUUCAUGUUUACUUUAUUUUUUUUUUACAAAAUGUGCACAUUUAGUUUACACAAACACGCUACAGCAGAUUUCAGGUGUACAUGUAUUGUACUACUCUUAUCCUACACUGGUGAUAGCAGAGCAGCCUUCAACAUGCCUCUAACAUCCCAUCUCUACACCAGAAUAGAUACCUGAUUUGUUUUUACAAAAGAAUGCUUGCAACGUUCUUUCUACUUCAUUAAUUCACAUUUUCUGCAGCAAUGUCACAAUGAAGGUUGGCCUACCUCUGAUAGCAUUUCACCUAUUUUAAAAUAUUGGCAUAAACUCUGUGGACAAUAUAUCUUAAAAAUUACAUGGAUGGAGGGGCAUUGUUAUAUUUUAGGUGCAUACUUUUUUAGAAAAAUCUUUCUAAGUUCAGAAUAAAUAGCUCCAAUCUUAAUGAAGAAAUGAUCCUAAAAAAAUGUAAUGCAUUUAUCACAUAUAGAUGAUAUAUAGCUGAAGUUUCCAUUUUUUCCUGAUUCUGUCUCAUAGUUACAGAUAUUACAAAAAGCUGAAAUAGAUGUUAGCCUGACUAGCAGUCAUUAUUAGUAGAUGUUACUACAUAGGGAUAUUCAUUCUCAGCACUGAAGUGGGAUGGAAGUUUCAAAGGAAGUUCAUGCCUUUUUAUUUGUUAAAGGCAAAAAGACACGUACUUAUGAAAACAGUGUUAGGAUCCAGUUAAGCUUUCUUCAUGAAAAAUUAGAAGUCAGAAGAUCCUUAAUUUUAAGCUAAGAACUUUGCAGACACAUCCAAGAAGAAUUAGAAAUACAGUAUGUAGGACGCCUGGUAUUCCUGUCGUGAUAGAUUUACUAGGUAAGUGUGAUUGAUAGAAGCUUACUCAUAUUUUUGAGGGAAUAAACCUACCUAUAAGCAGUUUGGGUUUUUGUUCUAGAACAGUUCUUCCUCUCAAGUUAUCAGUUUUGUUAGGUUUGGGGUUUUUUUCUUUGGAAGAGAAAAGCAAGUCGAAGGUGGAAGGCAAUUGCAGCAAGAUGUGCAUUGCACACUGAUUAUAGCAUUAACUCUAAGUGUUAUUCAAAAAUGAGGACUACAUCAUAGAAAUGGGAAAAGAAAAUACAUGGUAAUGCCUCUGUAUAAAUUAGAAGCUAAGAUUUAAGAAAUACACUUGAAUACCUGGAGUUUAAUCCAGUAAAAAUGAGUAGCAAAACUAAGAGUAUAUUUUUAUUCUCCUUGUGAUUGUAUCUGUUUUAACUAGGGUUUGGAAUGAUAAUAAAGCUGCAUACUGUCAGUUCUUUGUUUGAAUUUGGAGUAAAAACUUGAUUUUUCAGUACAAUCUUGUUAACUAAGUAGCCUCUGUUGAAGAGCUAAAUUUUAUAAUUUUGAAAGAAUUUUUUAUUGGGAAGAGUUUAUAAUAAAAAAUUUACUUGCAUAAUCCAUGUCUCAGUGUAAAGCUGAGUAACUUUAUUUAUGAUAAAGUGGGAAAUCCAUCUUUUAGAUAAUGUUGCCGAAUAGCUCAUAUUUGUCCAUUAGUUGUAGACCUAAUGUCUUCAUUAAAUCACAUUUUCAAAGAGCUGCAUGGAUCGCAUUAUAUUCUCAUCCUGUAAAAAAAGACAAUACAAAACCAAAAAUCAUACACCAUUACAAAUGUAGCUGGCCAAUAUCUAUAGUGCCAUGGUGUAGAACUAACUGUAUUUUAGUUAAUUACAAUAUUUUCUUUCAGCUUGUUUAGAGAAAUUGUUAG
Molecule: messenger RNA, 3986 nt
Organism: Neopelma chrysocephalum (saffron-crested tyrant-manakin)
Lineage: Eukaryota; Metazoa; Chordata; Aves; Passeriformes; Pipridae
Gene: PACRGL
Product: parkin coregulated like
Exons: 8
Coding region: 326-1006 (226 amino acids)
Source: RefSeq, a predicted model, not a curated record